AUGUUGGUUGAUCCAGGUAGCUCAACAAACACUAUUCAAUCGAGGGUUGUAGAGCAACUCGGCCUUCAGGAUCGAAUCGUGCCUGCAGCUAGAGUGCUCAAUGGUUUCAACAUGGAAAGUGAAGCCACCAAAGGGGAAUUCAUGUUCCCAGUAACCGUGGCCGAAACUAUCCAGGAUACGAAGUUUCAUGUACUCGAAGGUGAUAUGAGAUAUAACGCGCUGCUCGGGAGACCUUGGAUCCAUAAUAUGAGAGCGGUACCUUCAACGCUUCAUCAAGUAUUGAAGUUCCCAACGCCCAAAGGAAUCAAAACAGUGUACGACGAACAACCAACAGCCAAAGAGAUGUUUGCAAUUGAUGAGAGGAUACCAGUAUCGGCUCUAACAUCGACAAAGGGAACAUGA
Molecule: messenger RNA, 402 nt
Organism: Nicotiana attenuata
Lineage: Eukaryota; Viridiplantae; Streptophyta; Magnoliopsida; Solanales; Solanaceae
Exons: 1
Coding region: 1-402 (133 amino acids)
Source: RefSeq, a predicted model, not a curated record